CGUCUGUGUUCUCAUCUUGGAUGCUACCAAUGCGCAAAAUUGGUACACCGCAUCUAAAAUUACAUUUCACAUCUCACUGAAAAUUUUCUUUUUCUUUUGGGGGUUUUUCCGAGGGGUUUUCCGGGGUAUUUUUUGUUUAAAUUUAAUUUAAGUAUAUUUGUGUGUUGGAAAGAGAAAUAAAAAUUGUGUUGGAGUGAAGUGAAAGUGCGUGCGUGAUUUAUGGCGAUACUCUUAAUUCACCUGCGUCGUCUCAUUAUCAUCUUAUCCCUCGUGUACGUAUUGGUGGAUAUAUUGCGGCGUUUCCUGGCUACGGUGCGCCGGCGACGGUUUGGUAGUCAAAUUGCGUGGCCGCGUGGAAGUUUGCACGUUAAGCUCUGGGUCUACAUUUACACCGUUUACCUGUACGUUGUGAUUUUCGGGGGGAUUGAGUGGAGUCGUCGGAGAUUCUUCACAACAACAAUCAAUCCCAUUAAUCCCACUCAUUGAUCCCCCAAAAAAAUAAUUUUCCCUUCAAAAUCCAAACCUUUAUCAUCGCUCAAAGCCUGAAGGAGAGCGGAGAGCUUUAAAGCUCACGAAUGGUGGAAAAGCAGAGUUCCAGAGUUUUGCAAAAAUUAGGAAAAUCUGUGUCUUGUGAAAAAUUGUGCAAAAGCACCGGAAGUUGUGCACAUUUGUGGAGGAAAUGUCAACAUAUAGAAAUUAUUUUCCGUGGAAAUCUAACUACUCGUCUUAUACCUCAAAGUACGGUGGUAGCAGGUUCACUUCAUCGCGUGACGAUGUCUCAAGUGAAUCCAAAGCUUCCUCUUCAUCAACUACUCCCAAGUUUGGCUCUCUUGCAAGCCCCACAACGUACCGCCCUUCCUAUUCCGGGGGUACCUACCGCAGUGUUCCGAUAAAGAAGGAUCCUCCUGUGACAACAACGUCGUACUCACGCUAUGGCACAACCAAAGAUGCCGCCAAAGAGCAGGAAAAGCCCCAAAAGGAAGCGGAAACGGUUAAAAAAUCCGCCACAAUUGCAGCUAAAUAUGGUUCAACGAAGGAUCUCCCCUCGACGACAACUCGUCCCUAUGGGGGAGCAUCGACAAAGGAACUGGGAAGUGCAACAAAAUCCUACACAGGUGGAUCAACAAAGGAUCUAACAGGUCCAAGAACAUAUACAGGAGGAUCAACGAAGGAUCUCACGAGCACACGAUCCUACGUUGGUGGAUCAACGGGAAAUCUGAAGACUUCCUACCCAUCAACGGGUAGCUUAGCUGAGCCCACAAAGUCCAGAUACCCUUCAAGUAAGGAUCUAACGGACACAAAGGCAUCAACUUCAAAGUAUUCUUCGCAAAAAACUGAAAAGAAAAGCGAAGGACCACCGGUUACUUUCAAUACGCGCUACGGAUCAACACUCAAAGUUCCCAGGGAGAGAUCACGUGAUCCUAGCCCAUCUGUAGGAUCCGCCGCAUCAACUGUGAGUCGCUUCCUGCGGCCAGGAGAUCGUUCUCGCGAUCCCAGUCCGAAUGUCCUGAAAACUACGCCAAAAUACGGGAGAUCUUCACGUGAUCCUAGCCCAGUUUCCCCGGGAAUUGCCAUAAAUCGCGUCAGGAGUCGCGAUCCAAGUCCCGUGGAUCGUCCAGCUCCAACACUACUGCGUAGAUCACGCGAUCCGAGUCCCAUUGAGCAGCUAAAGGAUCGUUUUGGGGCAACAUCAAGUGGCUACAGCACGAAUUCCUUCAGUGGGAAUCGUCUGUACAGCCGUGGUGGCAGCAAUACGUCCUACCAGAAGUUUUCAUCCUCACCCAGAUCGACCCUUGAUUCAGCCCUAUCCUACAUGACACACAGCGAGGCAAGAGCAUGUACAUCAAGCAGGAAACCCAAAGAAAAGACUCCCCCUGUGAAGGCUGAAUCACCUCUAGUGACAAAUGGAAAGGACGAUGAUGGGCAUCAGGCUAAUGAGGAGACUGUAAUGAUUCAGGUGACAAUGAUUACACGAGCUACGUCACCCAAUCCUCAAUCAAAUGCCGCGAAUUUCCUCAAAAGUCGCCGAGAAGUGGCUAAAACAGUGGAGAAGACAAUUGAGAGGCCCCUCAAGCGCCCUCCGAUGAUUGAUAAAGAAAUCCAAUCUGAUCGUUUGGAUGAUCCCACAAAGAAUAUUCGUGUUGCCACGUCCAGGGUCUCCUCAUCAGUUCCUUGGUCUUCCUAUUUGGACACAAAGUACAGCCCCUCAACGGGAUCCUCGAGAUAUUCAACAUCCAACUCUGUCUCCCCCUCAAAGAGCUCUGCAAGUACUUCCACGAAGGAGAAGAGCGAAGAAAGUGAGAAAAAGGAUGAAAAAGUGAAAAUCAAAAAAUCACCCAGCAUGACAAAGAGUGAGAAAUCAUCAAAAAGCCCCUCAAGUGAAAAGUCCAAAACCCCCUCGAAGAGCUCAUCAAAGAGCAAAUCACCUGAGAGUAGCAAAAGUCUUCCGCCACCGGUGCCGGGGAAGGCAGAAUCACCGACAAAAAUCACCCCAGGAUGCCUCAAGUGGGCUAAUAAGGAUUUCCGGAAGUCUGCCCUAAAUAUGGGUCCAUCGGAUCAACCGCGCAAGUCACGAUCUUCCUCAUCGCCCGUUGAUGGAAGGUUGGAACGAUCACCCAGCUGUAGCUCCUCAAGUAGCCUCAGCAAUGCCGAUGUGGGGGAUGCAAGGAAUAUCAGGGAGUCCUCCAAAGGUUCCCUCCUGGCCACGUCUGCGGAUGAAUUAUCACUAGACAGGCCAACAUCUCGGAGUGAAUCAGUUGAUGUCGUGUCGUCUAAAAAUGAGGACGCGAAGUCAUUCUUAAUCCGAACACUCGGGCCUGUGGCUGCGGUGCGCGUGAAAACGCCCGUGGGUCAGUUCUCGCCUGAGAAGCCGACGUGGUCAGUGGAGAGUGCCACGAGCUCCACACCCGAUAGUCUUAGUAGAUACGACGGUGCUGAGCCACCGAGUGUUGGGGAAGGGAUGAAGUACAAAUUGCGACAUAUUGAUUCCGGUGAGAGGGGUUGGUGGAUGAGUAGUGAGGGUGAAAGUGGCCAAGAUAAGCGCGAUGAGAGCCCCAAAGUCCAACAGCAGCAGUACAAGAUCCGGCAUAUUGAGUCUGGGGAGAAGGCAUGGUGGAUGCUCAAGGAAAACUCCACGGAUUCCGAUAAAUUGCGCAUGCAGAAUAAUAGAAGUAGCUCUGAGGCUAAAUCCGAUACGCCAAAGUACAAAAUUCGACACAUUGAAUCCGGAGAGAGAGCCUGGUGGCUUGGUCCUGAAUCCCCAAAGCCAAAAGUAAGCAAAUCUCCCGCAACAAAGGAAGAAUCUUCGGAAGAUGAGGAAGUAGCUCAGGUGGAGCAUCCCCUGGGGGAUAGAGCCAGCCCUGAAGGACUCGAAUCAACGAGGAAUCUCUCCCCGUACGACAAUGUUCCACAGAAGGCACGAAAAUCCCCAAGAAGUCUCUUCAUUUCGCGCCAUACGAACAUUGAUGAUCUCCUCGGAGCGAGUCCCAUUAUGAUGGUGGAGCAUUUCUCAGCUAGAGAUGUCUUUGAGGAAAUUUCGCCGGCACAAGUGCGCAUCCACGACAGCACAGCACAAAUGCCCGUUAUUCAGCGGGCCAGCGAAGUGAGAGAAAAUGGGAACUGGAAUCACACUGGAGGGGGCCUCACGAAUGGUUCGCUGGACGAUGCAGCCCUCCAGGUGUACAAAGACGGCGACUACGGAGCUUAUCUGGAUCUGGAGUCUUCACUUGCGGAGCAAUCUGAAGAUAUCGAUGGCCUUCAAUCUGGUCGCAAAAAUUCCCUCGUGGUUCGUACGCAGCUAAGUGUUCGCGUUCAUGCAAUUAUCGAGAAACUCCUUUCAUCGGAGGGUCGUGAAUUGCGACGGGCUCUGUUUUCCCUGAAGCAGAUUUUCCAAGAAGACAAAGACCUCGUUCAUGGCUUUGUGGCACUCGGAGGUCUCAAUUGUCUAGUCCGUGUGGGAAGUGGAGCGGAUCAGAACUACCAAAAUUACAUCCUAAGGGCACUUGGUCAGGUGAUGCUCUACGUGGACGGUAUGAAUGGGGUGAUGAAGAAUGGCCCAACAGUUCAAUGGUUGUACUCGCUGAUCGCCUCAAAAUAUAGAUUAGUGGUGAAGACGGCGCUCAAGCUCUUGCUGGUGUUUGUGGAGUACGUGGAGAGUAAUUGCUAUUUGCUGGUGAAUGCCAUCCAUGCCGUUGACGCCGCCAGGGGCACGCUGCCCUGGUCCAACAUAAUGCGCUUGAUGAAAGACUUCGAGAAUGCGGACACUGAGCUACUAAUCUAUGCGACAUCCCUCAUCAAUAAGACACUGUCCGGAUUGAGUGAUCAGGACAGCUUCUACGAUGAGAGCGACUUCCUGGAGCAGCAGGGUAUGGAGGGUGUCAUUCAGAGGUAUAUGUCACGACCCGGCACCGACCUGGAUCUGCUGGAUCAGCUCCAACUCUACGAGGCUGUUCUCAAGUUUGAGGACGGCGAAACGGAUGGUAUUCGCAUUCCUGACAAUUCGGUGCGAAAGACACUACGGUACCGUGCCACGGAUUCAGCGGAGAGACGGAAGUCACGGCGGCAUAGUACGGGAAAUACGCCGGCGCCCCCGGUACCGCCGCUCCCGCAUAAUCUCACGGCCACGCAGACAGUGGAUGAGGAUAGUUCCAGCUCGCAGAAUUCCACGGAGCUCAAUUGCGUCUUCCGGGAGUGUCGUGAUAAGACCCCUCGUGAGGGUGCUGGUGUGACGCCAGGCCUUCGGCGUCGACGUGAACGUGCUGAGAGACAAAAGAGCUUCAUGCGUGAACAACAGGAUGCCGCAACUCGUGUCACGAACGGCAAUAGUGGUGAAGAAAAUGGUCAUGGCCUCGUGACUGCCGUACCGGUGCGUCUGCAGAAUUCACCCCUCGUGGUGAUCCGAGGUGGUGGGAGUGUCACCUACAGGCUGACAAAUGGCUUCUCGGGCUACCCAAAAGUCCUCCCGGAUGCAGCUAAUCCGCAGCAUAGGCUUUUUGAGACGGAAUCCAAUCGUCUCAACGCCAUCUACACGCAACUUUCAACCAUGAAGAAUGGGCAUGUGAAUGGACAUGUACCAACGACGAAACCUCCAGCUGUACCGGCUCCACCAGCAGAGUCCGAUGUUAAUGGCGAGAAGAAGCUCCUGCUGCAGCUGAAGCGUGAUCAUACUGUGAAGGAUCUCACGCAGAAGUUGAGCAAUUUGCCAAUGAGCCCACAAGAGGAGAAGCCCCAGAGUCGCAUUGGUGACAUGUCGGGUUUAAUUUCAAAAGCCAAAGAGGGCUUGGCGAAGAGUAAGAGUCGCGGGGAUAUCUCCCGGUCGCCCAGUGUUGAUCAGGACUUCAAGAAAGUCCCCCCGGCAGAGCCGAAAAAGUCCGAAAAUGAGCUACAUUGGGAGGAGCUCGUGCGCAACAUGGCGCGUCCGCUGAAUCUCUGUGAUUUGGACUUUACGGAUUUGGGAUCGGAGGAUGAGAAGGAUGUUCUGGCCCCGCGGGGAUUGGGUGGGGCCAUUCCGCCGCCGCCACCGCCUCUGGGUAUACCGCCGCCAAUUUUGCCACCACCGACGAAUCUCGUGCCGCCGCCAAUGAUGCUCAAUGGGCCGGCGGCAAAGUGCAAUGGCGAAGCUGUGCCCACGGUGAAGAAGAACAAGAAGACUGUGAAGCUGUUCUGGAAGGAGGUGCGUGAGGAUAUGAUUCCCACCAUUGUGGGGCGUACGGUGUGGGAUGAAUUGCCACCAAUGAAGGUGGAUACGGACAAGCUUGAGCAUCUCUUUGAAUCACGCGCCAAGGAUCUCAUGACAAAGAAGCAACAGGAGAUGAAUAAGAACAAAGAGAUCAUCGUAUUGGAUCACAAACGAUCAAAUGCAAUAAAUAUCGCCAUGACGAAACUUCCACCCCCGCGUGCCAUUAAGGCGGCCAUCUUGAAGAUGGAUGCCACCGUGGUGACACGCGAGGGCAUCGAUAAGCUCCUGAAUAUGUUGCCAACAGAGGAGGAACGUGGGAAGAUUCAGGAAGCUCAAAUGAUCAAUCCGGAGCUUCCUCUCGGGAAUGCAGAACAAUUCCUCCUGACGCUCUCUUCAAUCUCUGAGCUGGCGGCACGUCUGAAGCUCUGGGCAUUCAAACUUGACUUUGAGCUGAGUGAAAAGGAAAUUGCUGAGCCACUGAUGGAUCUCAAGCAAGGUCUGGAACUCCUCAAAGCCAAUAAAACCUUCAAAUGUAUCCUCGGGACGCUCCUGGAAGUUGGAAUCUUCCUCAAUGGGCAACCUGUGAAGGGUUUUCAAAUUGAAUAUCUUGCAAAGGUCCCCGAAGUGAAGGAUACCGUCCACAAGCACUCCCUGCUUCAUCAUCUCUGCCACAUGGUGAUGGAAUCCUCUCCGGAUACAACGGAUCUCUACUCCGAAAUAGGUCCCAUUACACGUGCCAGCAAGGCGGAUUUUGGUGAACUGGCCCACAGUAUUGUUCACCUUGAGCAGGAAUGUAAAGCAUCGUGGGAUCGUUUGAAGCUCAUCUCCAAGCACGAUUGUCCGCCGCAGUUGAAGCAGAAACUCGUUGACUUUUUGGCUGAUUGCGCUGAGAGGAUCAUAAUCUUGGACAUUGUGCACAGGAGGGUGAUCAAUCGAUAUAGGAAAUUCCUCCUUUGGCUGGGAAUCCCGCAGCAUCGUGUGUCUGAAUCCAAGCCCAAUGAUUUCUGCAGGAUUGUAUCGGAAUUUGCAUUGGAGUACCGAACAACACGGGAGAGGGUACAGCAGCAGAUUGAGAAGAAAGCCAAUCACAGAGAGAGGAAUAAGACACGUGGGAAGAUGAUUAUUGAUGUGGGGAAGUUCAAGACGCAGGAAGAUAGAGCUGAUGCUGAAUUAAGACAAUUGUUGGGAACUCCGAUGACAACAGUAGACACGCCAGAUCAGGGUAAUCCGUUUACAUGGCGCCGUCGUCGUCCGGAGAAUCUCCACUCACCGAAGACGGUAAAUCGGGAUGAAAACUUCACCGAUGGCGAUGAUGAGAUCCUGGAAUCACUCGUGAAGACCGCCACGAAGGCCCCGGGAACACGAUCAACGCCACGCGAACGAAAACGCACACGACACGCCGAUCGAAAGUCCUGUAAGUUUGCCGUUACAAAUUCCCCAUCAAGAACUUUUUAUGCCUGUCCUCCAUUGAAUGGUGAUGGUAUUAAUGGUGGAUGGUGAUGGAAUAAUGCGCCUUUCAAUAUUGCUUCAGUGAAGAGGUCAAGAACGCGAGAGGGAUUCACAAUUGAACGUACUGGAGCCUCACCAGAAGUACUCUAGAAAAAAUAAUCACAAAAACAGCUUUCAAAAAGGCUGUUUUGCAGAUCACUCAAAUUGGGGUUAGUCGGCGUGUUGUUGCUUUUUGUUUGGUUUUCUUUCUUUCUGUGGCUCGUAGGACCUUUUGUGCAUGAAGGACUAACUCAAUGGAGGAACUUUAUGAUGUUUUGUUGAAUUUUAACACGAAUUUUUGGGAAGGAAUUAAUGAAAAAGGAAGAACUGAAGACGUUAAGAAAAUAUUGAGGUUAUGUUUCGUCAAAGAAGCAAAUCAACAAAUAGCGUCAGAGUGAAGAUGGUUACAAUUUGUGGGGAAUAUGAGAUUUGCAAUAAAAACUAACCUUGGUGUGUAGAAAUAAAUCCAUUAAAAUAACUAAAGAAUUUUGAAAAAUAAUUCUCCAUUUUGAAUUUUCUCUCAGAGAUUUUUUAUUGAUUGAAUUUUCUUUUAAAUUUCUUUCAAAUUUAGUGAGGAGGACACUGAAGAAUGGCUUAACCGAAGAGGAGAAGCAACAUGUUGCGACUUACAUUCAAGGAAUUUAGGAUGCGACUAGCAAUACCAAAUUUAUCACAAAAAAAAAACGAAGCAAAACUUUAGAGAAAGAAAGAUGAAAACUUCUUCUUUUCUUGUUAGUUUAAUUUGCAAUAUAAAAUGAAAAAUUAACAUAAAAAAAAAUACUCAAAAGGAGCGAAAAAUAAAAAAAAAUGAGGCAUGAAAAGCACCAAAAGUUGUGAUAUAGAAAAAGAAAUCAAAAAGAAAGAAAACUUUUCUCAAAGUGAAUUUCUCGACUGUUGAUUGUGAGGGAAAGAUGCGGGAAUAAUUGGAAAAGCUCAAAGAGGUGGAUGGAAUCACUGGGAGAGAUUUGCCUUUUUUCUUCCUAAUUAGUUUUUAAUUAUAUACAAUUUGACCCAAUUUAGCUACAAUGUACAGACGAAAGGUGAAGAAAAAAAAAACAAAUUAUAUGAUUAAUGGAAAUAAAAAGAGCAAAAUGCAUUGGAAUGUA
This is a messenger RNA of Lutzomyia longipalpis, 8271 nucleotides long. RefSeq lists its product as uncharacterized. Gene Ontology annotation, molecular function: actin filament binding. The coding region runs from base 680 to 7177 and encodes 2165 amino acids. Gene Ontology annotation, biological process: actin filament network formation; cortical actin cytoskeleton organization. The transcript is spliced from 19 exons. Lineage: Eukaryota; Metazoa; Arthropoda; Insecta; Diptera; Psychodidae. Gene Ontology annotation, cellular component: cytoplasm; cytoskeleton. The record is from RefSeq and is a predicted model, not a curated record.